AUGGAACAUAUUCAGCAUUGGGUUACAGAUAUACACCCGGUUACACGGUAUUGGGUGGCGGCCAUUUUGGUCUGCUCCGUAGUAACAGACUGUGAACUUAUUUCCAAUUCCCAUUUUAGAUUUAUCCCCGAAAAGGCCUUUGGUGGACAGUUUUGGUUAUUUUUAACAUCAUUUUGUUAUUUUGGACCGAUUUCUGUGUCUUUACUCGUUAAUAUUUGGCUUGUGGUUAAUCAAUCUGGGAAGUUGGAAGAAGAAUUUUCAACUCCAAGGACAUUAUUACCUAGGGAAGAGGAACUAGUGACAGAAGUAGAACAAGUAAGAGAAGUAGAACAAGAAGAACAAGAACAAGAAGAACAAGAACAAGAAGAACAAGAACAAGAAGCUGGAGAAACUGAAGAAGCUGAAGAAACUGGAGAAACUGAAGAAAUACAACCACCACAAUCUCAAACUGAUGAAAGAAUUCGUCAACGUCAAAUUAGAGAACAACAUAGAAUUCAAUUACAACAAGCUCAAGACACACAUUUAUUCAACAAUAAAACUUAUGACUACAUCUACUAUGUCUUUCUCAUCACCUUAUCCAUUAUAGGUUCAGUUACUCUUGGCAGGAACAGGGGUCUCUUUACCAUGCCGUAUUUGGGCCCUAUACUCAGUGAAGUCUUGCUUUAUAUAUGGUGUCGUAACAAUGCUGAAGUUGAAAUUAACUUCUUGGGGAUUUUACGGAUGAAAUCAGCGUAUCUCCCAUGGUGUCAUGUCUUGUGGGAUUGGUUAACUCUGCCCAAUUUCCAACUUGAUCUCUAUUCUAUAUUCCAGAAAAAUAUAUACAUUGGUGUUAUUUUCACUCUGGCUUAUUUUUGGAAAUCGAUAUUAACGUUAGGAUUAGGUCAUUUUUGGUGGUUUGUACGUGAUUUCUUAGCUAUUCAAUUUUAUUCUGAUGCUAAUGAAGAAAGAAGAUUAUUACGUUUGAGUGGAAAGAGGCAAAUUCAACGAGCUGGAUUCAUUAGAAGAAGAUUCAAUAUCAGUAGAUUUAUAUCCAGGAUAUUAUUACCACCUUGGUAUUGGUAG
Molecule: messenger RNA, 1062 nt
Organism: [Candida] anglica
Lineage: Eukaryota; Fungi; Ascomycota; Pichiomycetes; Serinales; Debaryomycetaceae
Source: the annotation of a GenBank genome assembly